Molecule: messenger RNA, 876 nt
Organism: Kwoniella mangroviensis CBS 8507
Lineage: Eukaryota; Fungi; Basidiomycota; Tremellomycetes; Tremellales; Cryptococcaceae
Exons: 1
Coding region: 1-876 (291 amino acids)
Source: RefSeq, a predicted model, not a curated record
AUGUCCGACCCCAAUCACCCAACACCAACUUCAUUGGAAAGCAAUAUCAUCGACCUGACGCUAGACGAUGAUGAUGAUGCUUUCAGUAGUCGUAGUCCAUCAGACAGUAUCACAAAGACUUCUGAUAUGGACUUAUUUAUUUCUACUACUCAAGCAUCCUCAGACUCUCCAUCGACGGAACGCUUCGAAGAUGACUUUUUGUUGACUGGUUCCAAUUGUCUACCUACAGAUACACACAUCGACUUGGCAUUGGCCUCUUUCAAUAACGAUAUGAUAUCGAGAUCGGCCCAAUUCACCAAAUUGACCAAUCAGUCCAUCCCCGCUCAAAAUCCUGCCCAUGAUCCACAUCAAUAUCUGCCCCUUGAUCUUUGGAAUGUUUCCUAUCCCUAUGAAUAUGGACAGUACACCCAGCCAUAUCCUAGGGCGAAUGAGGAUUUGACUUCAGUUAUGGACGAAGUGACACUGAAUUUGUUGAGUCUAACCAAAGAUUUGGCAGAAUCUGAGAAAAGCCAAAAUGAACCGCUCAGGUCGACAAUUGCUCUUGCAGAUAAAGUGAAAAAUCGAUCAAAAGAGGUAGAACAGACUUUGAACGAUCUCAAAACCUCUCUGAUGGCUCAGACACCCACAUCCACACCCAGUUCUCAAUCUACGAUCUAUCCUUCACACCUUCAUAUUGAUCAUACCUCCAACGAGCACAGGGAUCCAGAUUCAAGUUUGGAGAGAAGAAUCCAGCAUUUGGCAGAUAGGAAUAAACAAUUAGAGGACAAGAAUGAACGAUUGGAAAUGUCUUCUCUCGAAUAUCAGUUAUCAUUCCAAAUUCUUCAAGGACAACUGGCAGAGAAGGACUUACAGAUGAUGCAAUUUCAGAACAAGUAG